Messenger RNA from Aspergillus thermomutatus, 1878 nucleotides. Its product is annotated as ankyrin repeat domain-containing protein. Gene Ontology annotation, molecular function: protein binding. Bases 1 to 1878 code for a protein of 625 amino acids. The transcript has a single exon. The record is from RefSeq and is a predicted model, not a curated record. NCBI's taxonomy places the organism in Eukaryota, Fungi, Ascomycota, Eurotiomycetes, Eurotiales, Aspergillaceae.
AUGUCACUCCUCAACCUCCCCCUGGAAUUGCUGUACGAGAUAGCUUCUUACCUUGAGAGUGACCGUGACCUGAAUGCUCUCGUCCGUACCUGUUCUCCUCUCUACACGGUCUUCAACUUCGAACUCUACCGACGCGACACUAAUCGAGACCAAGACCGAGCUUUGUUCUGGGCCAUCCAGCAUGAUCGACCCAAAACACUAUGGAAAUCCCUCGAGGCCGGAGAAUUGGCACUAUGGCCAACACUGCUUUCCCUGGCCGCUGAGCACGACUCGGUGACUGUGAUGAAGGCUCUUGUGCAGGACGGUCUUGAUAUCAAGGCUGUGGAAGAGUUGGAAGGCGUUUCACUCUUGUGUCUCGCUGUGGUCAAUCGCUCACCCAAGGUUCUGCGGUAUCUCCUGACGAGAAAGGACGUGGAUCCGAACUGGAAAGACGUUGAAGGACAAACGCCCCUUGCAUAUGCUGCCUCUAAGUGCUUCAACGACCUUGUGAAGAUUCUGCUGAAGUCUCCCCGUGUGGAUGUGAAUAGCACAGAUAACGGGGGCUGCACGCCACUGCAUCUGGCAGCGGGAAAAGCCCAUGUGUAUGUGGUCCGAACACUCCUCUCGGACCCUUGGGUCGAUGUUGGUGCGAGGGAUAAUGUUCAUCACAAAACGGCUCUCUUGGCUGCAGUGGAGGCUCUUGGCCGUGAGAUACGCGGACGGUCCGAGAAGAAGGUCAGACUGAAGCAUCUGCGGACAAUCGAAGCACUUCUUGACCACCCUGCGACCUCCGUGAACUAUGCUACGGACCAUGAUCUCAUCUCGCUGUAUCUGUCCAGUGCUACGUGCGGAUACGAAGGAAUCUUCAAAUUACUAUGGUCAAAAGGGGUGGGCCCGCUGCCGUACAAACUUGAUCGCCCUGGGAUCUUAUUCGAAGUUGCAGAACACGGCCAAGCAGGGAUCAUGAAGAUGUUGUUAGCGGAUGGUCUUGAGCCUGAUGCUCGGGAAUUUACGGGCCGAACAAGCCUCUCAAUUGCCGCAGAACACAAGCAGAUCGACGUCAUCCGAGUACUUCUGUCGACGGGCAAGGUCGACAUAAAUUCCAAGGAUCUCGAAGGGCUAACGCCGCUGUGGUGGGCUAUGACACAUGGGUGGAAAAAGACCGGGACGGACGAGACUGUGAAGUUGCUAAUCGCCCAUGAGGCUACAAUUCCGACCAUCGAGGAGAAACCGCUGCUGCUAAAGUCACUGCUCAAAGCUCUUGAGAAUGGCGACUGUUUCCUAUCGGAAUUGCUUAUGGACCAACUGGACCAAAUCAAGCCCAUGACCAGCAACACAAGACAACGGCUGUUGUCUGCCGUCGCUAAAUCGAGGAAUGUUUCCCUCGCGGAGACUCUCCUCGAAAAAGCAGGGAUUGAUCCUAACGCUAGGAAUUCGAAGGAUCGGACAGUACUGGACCGGGCAGUCAGGGAUGGUGACAUGGCCCUUCUUAAUCUACUCUUAGCCCUGGAUGGGAUCGAUCUGAACUCCAGGGCUGGGAACGGCGACACUGCGCUAGCGAUUGCGAUGAAUGAGCUCAGCGCGUAUUUCUCAGACUUUCCUCCGACUGGGGGCAGACAGUUCUAUGAACGUUGCAUGGCGAAAUUGCUUCAGCAUAAAGACGUUACCACGGCAUCGCUGGACUCUGAUCGGCUCAUCGAGUUUAUUAUUGCUUAUCUCUCCGAUGGAGAUCAAAAAUUGAUCAAGCUUCUCAUCGCCAAGGAUGACCGUCUCGUCGCGGAUGCCAUAGUUCACGAAGAUGGCGCGGAAACACUGCUCGAGUGGGCUCAGCAGAACAGGCACAGGGCCAUUGUUCGAAUGCUGAUUCAAAAGAAAAGGUGUAUGCGAAGGACGAACUGA